Messenger RNA from Manis pentadactyla (Chinese pangolin), 6010 nucleotides. It is a transcript of the gene RNF115, whose product is annotated as ring finger protein 115. Lineage: Eukaryota; Metazoa; Chordata; Mammalia; Pholidota; Manidae. Gene Ontology annotation, cellular component: cytoplasm; nucleoplasm. Bases 192 to 1109 code for a protein of 305 amino acids. Gene Ontology annotation, biological process: positive regulation of DNA-templated transcription; ubiquitin-dependent protein catabolic process; protein ubiquitination. Gene Ontology annotation, molecular function: ubiquitin protein ligase activity. The record is from RefSeq and is a predicted model, not a curated record. The transcript has 9 exons.
GCGGGCCGCCGUUCGCGCCACCGCCUCUCAGGCCCCGGCCGACUCACGUGACCGACGUGGGCUCUGGUGCCGCCCGCCGCAUUGAGGAAGCGGCGGCAGCGGCGGCGGAGGCCGCGACCGCAGCCGACCCGUAGUGGCCUGGCGAAGAACGGGCCCGCUGCCCUCUCGGACAGCCGCGGCGGGAGAGAAAAAUGGCGGAGGCCUCGGCGGCCGGGGCAGGCGCCGGCGCCGCUGUGACUGCGCACCGGUUUUUCUGCCACUUCUGCAAGGGCGAGGUCAGCCCCAAGCUACCGGAAUAUAUUUGUCCCAGAUGUGAAUCAGGCUUUAUUGAAGAAGUGACAGAUGAUUCCAGUUUUUUAGGUGGUGGCGGCAGCAGGAUAGACAAUAGCACAUCAACACAUUUUGCAGAGCUCUGGGACCAUUUGGACCACACGAUGUUUUUCCAAGAUUUUAGACCAUUUCUAAGUAGCAAUCCACUGGACCAAGAUAAUAGAGCCAAUGAGAGGAGUCACCAAACUCACACUGACUUCUGGGGACCAAGUCGGCCUCCACGGCUGCCAAUGACUAGAAGAUACAGAUCUCGAGGAAGUACUCGUCCUGAUAGAUCCCCAGCUAUUGAAGGAAUAAUACAACAGAUCUUUGCAGGAUUCUUUGCAAAUUCUACAAUCCCUGGAUCCCCACACCCUUUUGCCUGGAGCGGGAUGCUGCACUCCAACCCUGGGGACUAUGCCUGGGGUCAGACAGGGCUUGAUGCCAUUGUAACCCAGCUUUUAGGACAACUGGAAAACACAGGGCCUCCCCCAGCUGACAAGGAAAAGAUCACAUCUCUUCCAACAGUGACAGUAACUCAGGAACAAGUUGAUAUAGGUUUAGAAUGUCCAGUAUGCAAAGAAGAUUACACAGUUGAAGAGGAAGUCCGGCAGUUACCCUGCAACCACUUCUUUCACAGCAGUUGUAUUGUGCCAUGGUUAGAACUGCAUGACACAUGUCCUGUAUGUAGGAAGAGCUUAAAUGGUGAGGACUCUACUCGGCAAACCCAGAGCUCUGAGGCCUCUGCAAGCAACAGAUAUAGCAGUGAUAACCAGCUACAUGACCGAUGGACUUUCUGAAGCUAAAGACCAUAUCUGAGCCAGAGCUGUGGUAGUCUUCCUACCACAGUGUAAAUUGUAUCAAAACAAAAAAUAGUAGGUGGAUUUAGGAAUUGCAUAAGAAACCCCAACCCAUAAUAUUAAUGCCUUGACUGUUUUUUCUUCUCUAAAUUUAGUUAGUAUCUACAGACGGAAUUGUAUCUACAACCAAAUGUCUCUUAUUCCUAAAUUCAGAAUGAUAAUUUUAUAAGCGUGAAAGUUAAUUAUGUUGGUUUCCCCUGCCAGAGUAGAAUCAGUUCCUUGAAGUCUAGCUAGGGUCCUGCUAUCUGUCAUGUUACCUUGUAAUGGAUGUUUCCACUUCCUUGUCCAACCUGCACCCUACCACUAGUAUAUUUUACAGUAAAUACAAUGGAACCAGAGUCCUAAAAGUCCUUCUGUUUUAAUUGUACAAAAACAUCUACUCUCGGCCACAAUAGCCAUGAAGUGAGGGCAGAACAAUGCAGGAAUCUGAGGCUAAUGAUUUUGUUUUGUUUUGAAUCCUCAGAAAAUCAAAGAAAAAUUAUAGUGGGAAGGAGAAAGUGGCUUAUGAUUAUACUCUUUGGUCUUCUCAUUUUAAUUUUUAAAGACUACUUCACAAGAUGCAGUUUCUGCAGAAACCAACAUGACAUGUCUCAGGAGUCUUAUGUUGGUGGCAGUCUGAUUCUGGUUCCUUUUUGGGAGUGAGCUGGGCAGCAGACAGGUACAGAAGGACAGAUAUUUGAAGUCACUGGUUUUGUGGUCUUUUAAUGACCUCCAACUCAUUUUUUACUGUCUUUUGUCCUGGAGACCUUAAAAUAAUUUCCCUCACAGAAAUAGAAAUACUUCAUUACAGCUUCUACAGCCAAUUCAGUGUGUUUAGUAAUUCAUUGGUCUUCAGGAAUUAAGAUUUCACAUUUUCUCAAUUUUUCAAGAUCUUUUACAUCUCUGAAACCUUUCUGUUCUGCUUGGUUCUGGCUGUAUUUGGAAUCAAAUUGACUAUGAUGAUCAUGACCUAGGAGAAGGAGGCCUUAUCUCUUCAUUCUAAAAGUGUCCCAUGCACAUGUACGUACUCUUUGGUGCAUUUAAAUGUUUAAAGUUGAAUAAAUGAAGAAGAUCAAGAAUGUUGCUGGAACUUUUAAAGUCUCAAAAGGCAAUGAUGGGGACAUGUAACUACUGUUGGUGUACCAAUAAGGUUGACAGAAUGUUACCUUUUGUAUGGUCAUAUUAACCCUUCAUAGUUUGGAUCAGAGCAAGAGGGCCAUGCUUGGAUGAGUCUCUCUCAUGGCUAGGAGUCUUUCUUCAAUUUUAUUGAUUAUCAUACACUGGUUUUGGGGUUGAGGUAUGGAGGUUAGGGAUACCAGUAUACUUGGUAGAGGAUAAAGAAGUACAGCGGGGGGAGAAAGUUGGAGAGUUGACUUGCUCCAAAGUAGCCUGCCUCUAAAAGUUGUGACUGUAAGGUAUGAUUCAGGUUGGGCCCAGAGGAAUUAAAAGACAUUUUCUCAUACGUCCCUCAUAUUAUACCUCUUUAGAGAUUGUUUCUUUGGAGAAUGUGAGCUAUUUGCUAUAGCUAUUGAAAUGUAGCCCCAAAAUACAUUGGUUUUGAAUGGGAGGAUGAAGAGGUUAUGGGUAGGUAAGAGGUAUAUUAUGAAUAUUUAAUUGACCAAUACUUAGAUGGAGAAAGACUAUGCUGUAGUUGGAGCACAUUGCAGUAUUCAAGUACAACGGUAUCAGAAAAAUUAUGACAGCUGGAAAUUUUUGUCUUCCUGUUAGUUGCUUGCACCUGGAGAUGCCAGUAUAGGCAGUUGUAUUUUACUUAGAACUAUUGAAUUAGAAAGGAUCCGAGUAACUUCACAAAGGGAUGGAAACAAAGUACUUGAUAGGGAUUUACCUUUUCAAUACACAGAGUAACAAAUAGCAUCAGUCUGUUAUCUGAAAUUUCUUCACUUUUUUUUGCUCUGAUAAGAGGAUAUGAGACUUAUUUUCUGGACCCCUCCCACUUAAUGAAUCUGUAGUGUGUGUUCCUAGAUAGGAGGCAUCUUAGACUUUCAGGUUAAGUUAGGUUAAGGAGUGUAUUAGUCACAGUUCUCCAGAGAAACAGUUUUCCCAAUAAGGGCCGUGUGUGUGUCUGUGUAUAAAGAGAUGUAUUAUAAGUAAUAGGCUUGCAGGAUUUUGGAGACUAAAAAGUACCAAGAUUUGAUAGCACAGUUCCAGUCUAAUUCCAAAGGUCUGAGAACUUGGGAGAGCCAAUGGUAUAAGUUCCAAUCUAAAAACUGGAAGGCUUGAGAUUCAAGAAAAACUGAUGUUUCAGUUCAAAUUCAAAGGCAAGAAAAGACCCAUGCCCCAACUCAUGCAGUCAGGCAGGAGAAAUUUCCCCUUGCUAACAGGAGUGUCAGUCUUUUUGUAUUUUUAGGCCUUCAACUGAUUGGAUGAGGCCCACUCACAUUAGGCAGGACAAUCUUCUGUACUUAGUCUACCAAUUCAGAUGUUAAUCUUACCAGAAAUGCCGACACACCCAGAAUGUUUAACCAGAUAUCUGAGCACCCCCUGGCUCUGUUAAGUUGGCGUACACAAAAUUAGCCGUGACAAGGAGGAAGAAUUGAUGCACACAGCAGAAUGGUCCUCAUCCCACUUAAGUUUUGCCAAGUAAACAAUGUGUGUGAGAAAAAUAUCUGCCUUGGUUAGAUACAUCAGUAUUAAGUAGGUUAACAGUGGAAGAAAUGUGAAUGGGAUGAGGACCAGUUUGUUGUGUGCUUAUCUGUUUUCUUCUUAAUGUAUAUUAACCUGGAAGUCUGAGAAGCCUUCCUUUCUAAGGAAUGAACAUUGCAGAUUCAUUGCUUUAGCACUAGAACAUGGCUGGGGUCAAGAGUUUAUUUCUAGGAAUGACUUGAAAGACUCUUUCUUUAUAAUGUUUUAAUUUGUAAGAAGAAGGAAUUGCUCUAGGUGGAGGAUGUGGAAAUGGCUGUAAAUUAAAUAGCUUCUUCAGCUUAUUAAAAAUUGUGUUAACAUUUGCUUGAGCAGGUGUUUAGAUGUUUUCCUUGAGCAGUACUCUCUCUGGUCCAAUAAUUCUCAAGUUAGAAGAUUUUGGGGGAAUGAUUUGUUUUUUUCCCCAACAAGUCUCACUUUGAUUAAAUAGUUAUUAGGAGAAAAAUUCUUUGUUUAUGUCACUGUAUUACACACUUGUGUGUGUGGUGCACAUAUGCAUGUAUAUAUAUAUAUUCAUAAGUACACACCUAUAUGCACAUUUCAUAGUAGAGGAAGAAAGGAUAGAGGAGGGCACUGAGUUAGAGUUAACAAGGUUGCAGGGGAAGACUGGAGCCUCACAGUCUGAUUCUCACUGCACAUACCUCAGGCCCUUGUAUUUCCACAGCUGUUUGGUAGAGGGCACGGUCGGCUUGGGCAGGUCCCCUGUUAUAUGGUGUGUGUGGCAAAGGUAUUCACUGGAGGUAGAAGCCUAGUCGUUUCUGAAGGUUGAGAAAAAGUGGAUUUGAGGAAAGGGUGUUCAUCAUCCAUUGUUUCUGUAUUAUAAUUAGUUGAACUCAAAUACAGUUGUCUCUUUAAAAAUUUUUGUCUUGAUAAAUUAUUGAUACCAAAUUGAUUUUUCUCAUGACCUCCUGCAUGCUUCCAGUUUCUUUCUCUCUUGUGUCCAAGUGCUAUUUCUUCAAGGAAUACAAAUUAAGUGUAUCAGUCUUAACAAAAACUAAUCAAGAGGGAAUCAUAGUUAGUGUCUGUUUUAAACAGCAACAAAAAACAGCCUCUGGAGUUUGGGGAGGUGAAGGGCACUGCAGAGUUGAAUCUAGGCAGGCCACAAACAUUUGUGAAGGAAGAUUUUAGGAGGAGGAUGAGCAGAGCUGGUAAAUAGAGAGUUGGAUGUUAGGGAAAAACCCUUUUUGGCCCAUGUGGUAUAGAGGUGGGAUUAUAAGAGUGCUGUUUGCAAGAAUAAACCGAUGAUGAUUUGGGAGUUUGGGGUGACUAGCAGGAGAGAGUACUCUUAUUGAGAGUUUUGAAAAUUAAUUUCACGUCAUAUCUGAUGCAGGAAAUCUGGAAAGAUUUGGUGCGGUAAACAUACCAGAAAUAGCUAUCCUGAAGGGAAAUUGUACCUUGCUGUAAUGUCAAUAUUUUAGCACUUAGGCUGGAAACCAUAGGGCUGCCCCAAGGGUUUAAAAUGGAAUGCAUAGAAUACAAUGUUUACAACCGGAUAUUUUCCAGGAUCAAAAUAGAGCCCUUGUCUUAUCCAAAAUACAUUAUGAGGUUUUGAUUUCUCAUACCUGGCGGAUAAAUGGGAUUAUAGGCAUUUGACUCUCAAGAUUUUAUACAUAUAAACUUUGUUUUGCUGAAUUACACUUUGAUGGUGUCCACAGAAGCAGUCUGUUGCCUUUCUUCUUUCAGCUGGAACACUUAACAUCUAUCUGUGAGUCGUGGGAUAUAAGCUUGUGGUUCUUUACCUUUUCUAAUAAAGUGUAGCAGUUUUAAGGUCCAAAAAUUAUCCCCCCCUCUAAAGAUGAGUUUUAUUUUUAGUAUCUUUUGAUGAAAAAAAAAAGCAGCUAUUAUUUUAGUAAUGCUUUUAAAUCAAUUUGUCUUUAUUAGUUUACCAAAAUCUACAUCCAGUUGAAAUACAAUGUAUACAUAUUUAUAAGAUAUAUUAUUUAAUAAGACUGAAAGUAAUGUUUAUACAGAUUCCUUGUAAUAACUCAUAGGAGUUCAAAUUCCAUGAGUUGUGACUAUCACUCAUACAGAUUGAGGUUAAAUUGUGUGUCCAGGAAACUACCUAUUCAUGCAUGGAAAUUUACAGGCUUAUUUGAAAUCAGUGCUAUCAGUGCAUUUUGAAAACCAAUAUAUAAGAAUUUCAAAUUUCUGUGUAACCAAGUCUUGAGGUAAGCAGAAUAAUAAAUUCUUUAUAACUGAGA